Molecule: messenger RNA, 312 nt
Organism: Caenorhabditis remanei
Lineage: Eukaryota; Metazoa; Nematoda; Chromadorea; Rhabditida; Rhabditidae
Exons: 2
Coding region: 1-312 (103 amino acids)
Source: RefSeq, a predicted model, not a curated record
AUGGGUCACCCCAGUCAAAAUCGAUUCCAAAAUGAUGACAUCAGAACAAAACUUAUCGAUUCUAUACUGUUUCGACUUGAGGAGAAAACAAAAGAAGUUCGCGAUGAGACAUGGGAUAUCUCCGCAUGGCGUCGGUAUGUACAAUGGAUUCUCAUCGCUGCUAUUCUAAUAGUGUUUUGUGUUCUUCGAUAUGGUGUUGUAACAGUUCAUUUACAACCAACAGAAGGAAGAGUCGGAGAUCCAGUCAUCGAAUAUAAAGAUCGACAAUUGGAAAAGACGUCGGAAGCUUUCAGAGCAAGACAUCGGCAAUGA